Messenger RNA from Racocetra fulgida, 145 nucleotides. The record is from the annotation of a GenBank genome assembly. NCBI's taxonomy places the organism in Eukaryota, Fungi, Glomeromycota, Glomeromycetes, Diversisporales, Gigasporaceae.
AAUAUGAGUUUAAUUGGACAACACCACACAAUCGUCAACAACAACAAUUAAAUUUUUCAGAAUCGCAACUGCAAUCUUAUCAACCAAAUUUUUCAGAAUCGCAACUGCAAUCUCAUCAACUAAAGCCAAAAUCGCGACAUCAUUA